Salvelinus fontinalis (brook trout) is the source of this 3212-nucleotide messenger RNA. RefSeq names its product anthrax toxin receptor 1-like. Lineage: Eukaryota; Metazoa; Chordata; Actinopteri; Salmoniformes; Salmonidae. Gene Ontology annotation, molecular function: signaling receptor activity. The transcript is spliced from 18 exons. Gene Ontology annotation, cellular component: membrane. Bases 373 to 2274 code for a protein of 633 amino acids. The record is from RefSeq and is a predicted model, not a curated record.
GACACAAUUAUAUAGGUUUCUCUGGAGCUGCCUGGAAUACACUUCCCCUGUCCUACUUCCCAACAGUAAGAAAAGAGCAAAAGAAAAAGGCGAGAUAAGAGGAGUGGGUUAAUAUGAGGCUCAGUGCAUGUGUGUGUAGCCUGUGCUUGUCCCCGAGCCAGUGAUGAGAGCCUUCUGACUAAAUUGAGACAGACUGGAUUCAUAGCAUCAGUGCAUUCUCUGCCUUCCACUUCACCCUUUUGGAUUAGUUAUGUUCAAUGCUGAAGAAUAUUGGAUGAAGAUACAGAAAUAAGGAAUCCUUUUUUCUCCACUUGUUUUCCAAGGUGGUGUUAUUCUUCCUCUCAUGUGAAAUAGCUCCUCCAAACUUGAAUAAUGUAUUUAUAUGGGUGCAGAGGCUCCUGGUUACCAGUGCUGCUUGGUACUGUAAGUGCGCUGGUGGUGCUGACAGCUGGUAACGCUGGGCACAACCAGGACAGAGGGCUGGGUGGACGAUCCUGCUUCGGGGGCUUUGACCUCUACUUCGUUUUGGACAAAUCUGGGAGUGUGCAGCACCACUGGGUUGAAAUCUAUCACUUUGUGGAACAUCUGGCUCACAAGUUCAUAAGUCCACAGCUGCGCAUGUCCUUCAUUGUGUUCUCUACUGAGGGAAGGAUUUUGAUGCGGCUUACAGAGGACAGGGAGCAGAUUCGAAAAGGUCUGGAGGAGCUCCAGAGGGUACUUCCAGGUGGAGACACCUUUAUGCACGAAGGCAUCCAGAGGGCCAGUGAGCAGAUAUACUAUGGAAACUCUGAAGGAUACCGUACCGCAAGUGUCAUUAUCGCUCUCACUGAUGGGGAGCUGCAUGAGGACCUCUUCUACUAUGCUGAGAGGGAGGCCAACCGAUCGCGGAGUCUGGGUGCCUCAGUAUACUGCGUGGGGGUGAAGGACUUCAAUGAGACACAGCUGGCAAUGAUUGCUGAUAGCAAGGACCAUGUCUUCCCAGUGGAUGACGGCUUUGAAGCACUGCAGGGUGUCAUUGAUUCGAUCUUAAAGAAGUCCUGUAUUGAGAUCCUGGCAGUGGAACCCUCCAGUAUCUGUGCAGGAGAAACGUUCCAGGUGGUGGUGAGAGGAAAUGGCUUCCUCCAUGCUCGGAAUGUCCAUAAGGUCCUGUGCAGUUUCCGAAUCAACGACACACUCACCAAGAGUGUGAAGCCACUAAUAGUGGAAGAUACAUAUCUCCUCUGUCCUGCCCCUAUUCUACAGGAAGAGGGAAUGGCAGCCAACCUCUAUGUCAGCAUGAAUGAAGGUCUUAGUUUCAUCUCCAGUUCAGUCACCAUUACAACUGUGAGCUGUUCUGAUGGAACCAUCCUGGCCAUCGCCCUGCUCAUCCUCAUGAUGCUCUUAGUCUUCAUGCUGCUCUGGUGGUUCUGGCCUCUCUGCUGCACUGUGAUGAUCCAUGAGCCACCACCACCAGUACUGGAAGACAGUUCGGAUGAGGAAGAAGAUGGGAUGCCCAAGAAGAAGUGGCCCACGGUUGAUGCUUCCUAUUAUGGGGGUAGAGGUGUGGGUGGAAUCAAAAGGAUGGAGGUGCGUUGGGGUGAGAAAGGCUCUACUGAGGAGGGAGCCAAGCUGGAGAAGGCCAAGAACGCCAGGGUGAAGAUGCCCGAGCAGGAGUUUAUACAGACCCCGACUCGCAUCCUCAACAAUGGCACGCGCAAGCCUCCUGGCCCUCAUAAGUGGUACUCACCAAUUAAGGGCAAGCUGGAUGCUCUGUGGGUUUUGCUGAGGAAAGGCUAUGACCGUGUGUCUGUGAUGCGACCACACCCAGGAGAUAAGGGCCGAUGCAUGAACUUCACCCGGGUCAAGUCCAAUCCUCCUCGCUACCCCCACUACAACCAUCACUCAGCCCCCAUCUACACCCCUCCAAGAGGCUGCAACCCACCACCUCCCCAAGGCAAACUCCCCCUUCCCACCGGCAGCCCCCCAGCCUCCCCCUCUCCAUCCUCCACCUCCACACUGCCUCCACUGCCCUCAAAACCCCCUCCUUUUUCUACCACUCCUCUUCCUCCCAUUACUCCACCUCCUACCAUCACACCCCCACCUUACACUCCUCCUCCAACUCCAGCCCUUCCUCCAACCACUCUGCAUAUACCCCCUCCUCCUAUGUGCCCCCCUUCCCCGCCACACCCUGCAUCCCCAACCAGCUCCCUGCCCCCACCCCCUCAGGCCCCUCCUCCAGGACAAGGCUCUCUGCCCCCACCCCCUGCCCGCCCACCACCACACCCCUCUCUGUAAAUCCUCAGCAGUGAUUGGGAGGGCAGGGGUUGACUAGUACUAGUACAAGGCAGAUCAACAGGAAUCACAACUGUCCCCUCAUUCUACUGCCACCCAGGAUAUCUGUGUGGCUCACACACUUGUCAGCUAUUUGUUUACAGUGGCCCAUGUACACAUGUAGGUCAAGAGUACAAAGAGAAGUUGUAUUUGAGGUUCCACGGAUAUCUCCUGAUGGACAGCUUUCGUUAUAGACAGAUCUAUGUUUUCUAUAGCUGGCCAGGUCUGCACAAAACACUGUUACCUUGCCAUGGCAAUAAGGGCUAAGCCCAUCUGUCCAUUCUACAACCAACAGAAGAAUGGAUGGAUAUCGUCGUAACAAAGUAAAGCCAAGUGUUGGAUGGUUGCCUGUUUUAAAAACAGGAACUGAUGCUCUUGAGAGAUGGCUGAGGUAUUAAGUUCAGAAAGAAAUUGAGAGAUGUCUCCAAAUGACAUUCCGAUAAUGUAUCCGUCUGAAUUUUCCACAUGCAAUAUUUGUUUUUCACUGACAAACAAGUUAUUAUGAGCAGCGGAAGGAUUCUUAGAAUCACAAAAAUGUCCCAGUGCCAAAUGCCCUGCUGCAUUGCACAAUUACUGUCAAGUCGAGGACAAUGUUUCUUAAUGACAGCAUAAAGGAUGAUUUUACGCCUUAAAUGUGCCUUUAAUUAAAAACAGAAUGUUAUUGGAGAGCAAUUACAUUCCAGUGGUUUAAGUAAUUUGUUCAUCCAUGUGACAGUGUUUGAUUCAUAUGAUGGGUCUUUGUUAGUUUAUAGCAUUCCUAAAAUGUUUUAUACAUAUAGCGUGUAUAAAUAUGUGUUACUUUUUGUCUUUGUAUUGUCCAUUCAGUGUUGGAUAACUAUUUUGCAGAGUAUGAUUGUUGUGGUGAAAGAAAUAAUCAUUACGAAUAAAUGACAAUAAAUGUG